GAUGGCGGAGACAGCACCUAUGGACCCGGAAAACGCCAAGAUAGACAGGGAAAAUUCUGUGAAAAUCAUAUGUUUAGGAGAUUCUGCUGUAGGAAAAUCGAAAUUAGUGGAGCGUUUUUUAAUGGAUGGAUACCAACCACAACAGUUAUCAACAUAUGCACUGACGUUAUUCCGAUAUAAUACAACAGUUAAUAGUAAAGAAGUAGUUGUAGAUUUUUGGGAUACAGCCGGACAGGAAAGAUUUAGUAGCAUGCAUCCAUCAUAUUAUCAUCAAGCACAUUGUUGUAUACUUGUAUUUGACAUAACUAGAAAAAUUACGUAUAAAAAUCUUCCAAACUGGUUUAAAGAAUUACGAGAAUACAGACCCUCCAUUCCGUGUAUAUGCGCAGCAAAUAAAAUUGACGUGGAUUACAAUGUUACAAAGAAAGCUUUCAAUUUUGCCAAGAAACACAAUAUGCCCUUCUAUUUUGUAUCAGCUUCAGAUGGUACUAAUGUAGUAAAGUUAUUUAGAAAUGCAAUUAAAUUAGCUACAGAAUAUAAAGAAAACUCAACAGAUUUUAUGGAUGAAGUUAUGAGAGAGUUAGAUAAUUUUGAUGAACUAAAUUUAUCAUCAGACAGUGGUCUAGACACAGCACCAAACUCAGAGGAAAAAGAUGAAAAAGAAGCAUAGGAGAUCUGUCCAUUUUUAUCAACUUAAGUGGUACAUUAUUUUUUACACAAUAUUUUCAGGUCAAACCAACAACUAUGCUUGUAAUUGAAUAUUUGUACCAAAUAUGUUUAUCUAUAUUCUCUUGUUUGUUAUCUACUGUCUUUUAGUUCUAAGGGUCCCAUAUGAUAAAUGAUAUAUAUUUUUUUUUCUUGUCAGCUGUGUCUAUUUAUUAACUGCACCAUCUACUUUUUGUAGCAUUUUUACCAAGGGCUUAUAUAAUCUUUCACAACAACAUACUUUGUAUUAAUUAG
Saccoglossus kowalevskii is the source of this 960-nucleotide messenger RNA. RefSeq names its product rab-like protein 2A. Gene Ontology annotation, molecular function: GTPase activity; GTP binding. The record is from RefSeq and is a predicted model, not a curated record. Lineage: Eukaryota; Metazoa; Hemichordata; Enteropneusta; Harrimaniidae.